AUGUCUGCAAAUACAGCUGUAUUCAAAAUUUGGAAAGAAAGCAAUCUUGUGACUAUGAUUCUGUCAAAAUCAUUUAAGACUUUUCAAACUCAGAGAACAGUUUGUAUUUCUACAAGAGAUAGAUUUCACUUUAGUAAUGUUAAUCAAGCUGAGACCAAGUUAGUAAGUCAAAAGACAGACUGGAAUAAAACUAUGUCGGAGGCAGAGAAGAUUGUUGGAUAUCCGACGUCCUUCUUAAGCUUAAGAUGGCUAUUGAGUGAUGAGAUUGCCAACGUUGCAUUGCAUUUGAGGAAGCUAGUUGGAUCAAAUCAUCCUGUAUUAAAAACAGCCAAGUCCAUUAUUUAUAAUGGACGUAAUACUCAGGCAUUUGGUCUUAUUUUACUGUUAAUCUCCAAAGCUGCUGGUCACUUAAAUGCAAAACCUAUAGAAGAGGAUAAAGCUGCAGGUGUAUUACACAGUCAAAGAGCACUGGCGGAAAUUACAGAAAUGAUACGCACUAGUAAUUUAAUACAUAGAGGAUUAGUAAACAUAAAAGCAAAUACGAGCUCUUUGGAUUCCACAGAAUUUAACAAUAUAACUUUCGGCAAUAAAAUAGCAUUGUUGUGUGGCGAUUACUUGCUUAGUAAUAGUUGUAUCGAAAUGGCAGCACUCAAAAAUCAAGAUCUUUUGUUAUUAAUAUCAACUGCAGUAAGAGAUUUAUGUCAAGCAGAGUUUGUAGCCCGCAGAGACAAUCAAAAUUUUCCCAUACCGGCAAUACCACCUGAGGAUCGCACGGGUUACGCAUUAAAGGAAUGGACACUUUUGAAUACUUAUGGUGCUGGAUCUUUGCUCGGAAAAAGUUGUCAAAGUACUUUAAAAAUAGCUGGUCACAGCAAAGAAAUAGAAGAGAUGGGUUACGAAUUUGGCAAACACUUAGCUUUAGCUUGGCAGGCUUCCUUGGACUUAGGUUUAUGUAUUAAUAAAGACAAAGGAAUUUUGCAAAAUUUGUGUGCUGCUCCAAUUAUGUUCCAUGUUGAACACGAUCCAUCACUUUUAAUAGAGCUCGAUAAGGGAUUGGACUCGGUUGAGAAUGUUGACUAUUUAAAGGUGCUUGAAAUUGUUGCAGCUGGUCCGGGUAUUGGAUUAACUAAAGAGCUUGUGAAGAAACACUCACAAAAGGCGAUGGAAAUUUUAAAUGUAUUUAAAGAAAGCGAUGCCAGAAAAGCAUUAUCUAAUAUUAUUGUAGCUAUAGGUGACUUUUAA
Molecule: messenger RNA, 1242 nt
Organism: Cyphomyrmex costatus
Lineage: Eukaryota; Metazoa; Arthropoda; Insecta; Hymenoptera; Formicidae
Gene: Pdss2
Product: Decaprenyl diphosphate synthase subunit 2
Exons: 6
Coding region: 1-1242 (413 amino acids)
Biological process (GO): ubiquinone biosynthetic process; isoprenoid biosynthetic process
Cellular component (GO): transferase complex; mitochondrion
Molecular function (GO): prenyltransferase activity
Source: RefSeq, a predicted model, not a curated record